UUCGGGGAUGGCCUUUUUAUCAAUCGUCUUCCAGAAAAGGAACGAGAUUGCGAUCACAGAGUGUCAAAGCAAUCUCCUUUUUUCUCAUCUCAGAUUCGAAGGUUCUCUGUAACGGAGAAGAUUUGAAGCUUCGUAGGUGGUUAAACUUUUCGAUGGCAGAUUAUCAUUUUGUGUACAAGGACGUUGAAGGAGCGUCGACUCAAUGGGACGAUAUCCAGCGGAAAUUGGGGAAUCUACCGGAGAAGGCUCCGGCUUUCAAACCGCCAGCUUAUACUCCGGCGGAAGACGAGUCUUCAGCUCCUAAGGAUCAGGCAUGGUUUGAUAAGAAGACAGAGGAAGAGCUUGAGGAUCUUGAGGACGACAAAGAUCUCGACGAUGAUCGCUUUCUCGAAGAAUACAGGAAGAAGAGGUUGUCUGAGCUAAGAGAAGCUGCUAAAGUUAAAAGAUAUGGUACAGUGACUCCAAUCUCGGGAUCUGAUUUCGUGCGGGAGGUUACGCAAGCUUCUGCUGAAGACUGGGUUGUUGUAUGCCUCUACAAAGAUGGUUUUGCAGAGUGUGGUUUGCUAUUGGGUUGUCUAGACGAAUUGGGUAGUAGAUAUCCAGCAACAAAGUUCGUUAAGAUAAUAUCUACUGAUUGUAUCCCGAACUACCCUGAUUGCAAUCUUCCUACCUUGCUGGUGUACCACCAUGGCGCCAUUAAAGGAACUCAUGUAGGCUUGAAGAGCUUUGGCCGUAGGUGCACCCCAGAGAGUGUAGCCUUACUUCUGUGUCAAUCAGAGCCAGUUCUUAACGAUGGCAAAGGAGGAGACGAUGACUCCUCGAGGGAAGCUGUGAUGGCUGGAGUUCGAAGACAGUUCAUAGAACGAGUGGUGAAGGACCAUGAAGAUAAGGAUAACGAUGAUGGUGGUUACAGUAGCGAUUAGAACUUCAAAGCUUCUCUGUUUAUCACUGUUGGUUAUUGCUUGUUGAGUUGGUGACUGCUAAACAAAAAUGCUGACUUCAUGUGUGAUGUAAUGUUUUUUUAACAUUUUGUAACUUAUGCUCGUUUUAAAAGAGACAGGAACUUCAUUUUGUUUUUUGAUAUCCAGGUAUCACAUGCCGAAUUUUAGUGCUGGAUCUAAGACUCUGAAUCCAUGUAAGUUUAAAAUAGGCUCUGUUUUGGACAAAGUAAUAAUCAAUUUGGAGAAUCUCAAAUCAA
Messenger RNA from Arabidopsis lyrata subsp. lyrata, 1198 nucleotides. RefSeq names its product phosducin-like protein 3. Gene Ontology annotation, biological process: protein folding. Bases 153 to 923 code for a protein of 256 amino acids. The record is from RefSeq and is a predicted model, not a curated record. The transcript is spliced from 4 exons. NCBI's taxonomy places the organism in Eukaryota, Viridiplantae, Streptophyta, Magnoliopsida, Brassicales, Brassicaceae. Gene Ontology annotation, cellular component: cytoplasm.